CUCUCUCUCUCUCUCUCUCUCAUUUACGCGACGUCUAAUAGCCACAUUUUUUUUUUUUAAAUAGAUCGUUUCUUAGCUCUUGUAUAAAGUGUACGAUAUAAAUAAAAAGCGGUACGUUAUUUUCAACAACGCCUCUCAUGCGUUCGACUUUCCCUCCCUCGACACUACGCGCCUGCCACGUGUUCCUCGUCUCUUUCUCGCGUUCAUGUGUGCGCGACUGCAUUCAAUUUGUUUGAUCGAUCACUCGUGUACGGCAGACACACGUAUCUCUUACCUCGACAUUUUUUUAAAGCGUACGUUGGUUGAAAAUUAUAGGUUAGCAAAAAAAAAAAUCUGAAUUAAAAAAGAAAUGGCCAGAGCGUGUCAAGACAGGUCGAAAGAUCUCGUGCUGAGAGCUGUCAUCCCGACCGAUUCGCAGAAAGCGGUUUCGGAGUACUUUGUAUCCAAGCAAGAGGAGCGUCAGUACAUCAAAAAAUAUCCGGAAUGGGACAAAGGGAGGGUUUGCCCGGAGACCGAAGUAAUCAGGGCUCGUCAGGAAUUGGCUCAAGUCGAGGAAAAGUUGAAGGAGAAACAAGCGGAACAGGAGAUAAAACGUAAAUACAUGGACGAGCAAUGGGAGGAGGCGAGAAAGCAACAAUUGCAAUUGCGGCAGUCUUUCAUAAAGUUUAAUACGCUCGUGAAAGAGAACGUCGAGAAGCGCGAGCGAGCCGAGCAGAAGAUAAAUGAGGAGCACAAACGACAAGAGAAAUACAAGCGAGAAAUCGAGGAACUGGAGCAGAAACUAAAAUAUAUGAAAGAUGUGUGUGAGAAAAUGGAACGAUACGUAAAGGAAUACAAGAAAUAUCAAAAUUACUUGGACAGAGUCGUAAACGAGACGGACGAGUUUCAGUCGAUUAACGAAAUUUUUAAUCGCUACGAAACAUUAGUCGAGGCCAGGCAAGCGUUGUCCGAUCGUCAAGACAGAAACCUUCAGAUGCUAGAAGACAAAGGAGCAGAAAUACAUCAUUUGUCGGAGGUUGAAACGCAAGUAUUGAUGGGAUUGAGUAAUAAACUGGCGCAAUUACAAACUCGGUACGAUCAGGCGAAAGCGCAGGCAUUGAAAUGGGAGACAAUCGUCUCGAAGAUAAAGGAGACCGCCGCCGCGAAGAACUUGGAACUUACGCAAGUGAAGGCGUGCUGCUGGAAUAUCUAUCAGCAGAUUUGCAAGAGGAAAGAGAUACCUGUCAAGGUGAGCAGUGAGGAUGUCGAACAGCAGUUGAUUCAAAUCAAACGUACCAUCCUUGAAUUGAAGCGAAUUAUCAAGACUGUCAAGAAGAGGAUGCGGGAAGAGAAAGGCUUGUCAUAUCGCGAAUAGAAGUAUCUAUCAUCCCAUUAUCGCGACCGAUCGCGAUUCUACAGUAUAUAAAAUCAAUGAAUCAAUGAUGACAAAUGAAUAAAUCAAUUCGCUCCGAAAAA
Molecule: messenger RNA, 1455 nt
Organism: Pogonomyrmex barbatus (red harvester ant)
Lineage: Eukaryota; Metazoa; Arthropoda; Insecta; Hymenoptera; Formicidae
Product: coiled-coil domain-containing protein 42 like-2
Source: RefSeq, a predicted model, not a curated record